CCGGCCCCCGGGGCCCAGGUCGGGCGGCCGCCCGGGGAGGCCGAGCGGGCGCCCCCGGCGGCUUCCGGGCCCCCAUCGCGCCCUCGUCCGGGACCCGCGGAUCCCGCGGGGACGAAGCUGCCGCCCGGCCGGCUCCGGGCGCCGGGGACGCGGCGACGGGAACUUGAGGCCCUCCAGGGAUGUGAAGCCCCAAAAUGACCCUGUUACCGGGAGACAACUCUGACUACGACUACAGCGCCCUGAGCUGCACCUCGGACGCCACCUUCCACCCGGCCUUCUUCCCGCCGCGCCAGGCCAUCAAGGGCGCCUUCUACCGGCGCGCGCAGCGGCUGCGGCCGCAGGACGGACCCCCACCCGGGGACCGCCGCCGGCAGAUCAUCAUCAACGUGGGCGGCAUCAAGUACUCGCUGCCCUGGACCACGCUGGACGAGUUCCCGCUGACGCGUCUGGGCCAGCUCAAGGCCUGCACCAACUUCGACGACAUCCUCAGCGUGUGCGACGACUACGACGUCACCUGCAACGAGUUCUUCUUCGACCGCAACCCCGGGGCCUUCGGCACCAUCCUCACCUUCCUGCGGGCGGGCAAGCUGCGGCUGCUCAGGGAGAUGUGCGCCCUGUCAUUCCAGGAGGAGCUGCUCUACUGGGGCAUCGCCGAGGACCACUUGGACGGCUGCUGCAAGCGCCGCUACCUGCAGAAGAUCGAGGAGUUCGCCGAGAUGGUGGAACGGGAGGAGGAGGAGGAGGAGGAUGAGGAGCCGCUGGACAGCGACGGCCGGGACAGCCAGGGCCCCGCGGGGAGCCAGGGCCGCCUGGGCCGCUGCAUGCAGACCCUGCGCGACAUGGUGGAGAGGCCGCACUCGGGGCUGCCCGGCAAGGUGUUCGCCUGCCUGUCCGUGCUCUUUGUCACGGUCACCGCCAUCAACCUGUCCGUCAGCACCUUGCCCAGCCUGCGGGAGGAGGAGGAGCAGGGCCAGUGCUCGGAGAUGUGCCACAAUGUGUUCAUCGUGGAGUCGGUGUGCGUGGGCUGGUUCUCCCUGGAAUUCCUCCUGCGCUUCAUCCAGGCGCCCAGCAAGUUCGCGUUCCUGCGGAGCCCGCUGACCCUCAUCGACCUGGUGGCCAUCCUGCCCUACUACAUCACGCUGCUGGUGGACGGCGCGGCCUCGGGCCGCCGCAAGCCGGGCGCGGGGAACAGCUACCUGGACAAGGUGGGGCUGGCGCUGCGCGUGCUGCGGGCCCUGCGCAUCCUCUACGUGAUGCGCCUGGCGCGCCACUCGCUGGGGCUGCAGACGCUGGGGCUCACCGCCCGCCGCUGCACCCGCGAGUUUGGGCUGCUGCUGCUCUUCCUGUGCGUGGCCAUCGCCCUCUUCGCCCCGCUCCUCUAUGUCAUCGAGAACGAGAUGGCCGACAGCCCCGAGUUCACCAGCAUCCCCGCCUGCUACUGGUGGGCCGUCAUCACCAUGACCACGGUGGGCUACGGCGACAUGGUACCCAGGAGCACGCCCGGCCAGGUGGUGGCGCUCAGCAGCAUCCUCAGCGGCAUCCUGCUCAUGGCCUUCCCCGUCACCUCCAUCUUCCACACCUUCUCCCGCUCCUACCUGGAGCUCAAGCAGGAGCAGGAGAGGCUGAUGUUCCGCCGGACCCAGUUCCUCAUCAAGACCAAGUCCCAGCUCAGCGGUGUGUCCCAGGACAGUGACAUCUUGUUCGGAAGUGCCUCCUCCGACGCCAGGGACAACAGCUGAGCCCAGAGAACACCCCUGCCCCGCCCGCCGUCUGCGGCCUGACGCCAUCGCCGCCCACCACGGAAGCCUGCCACGGGUCACCCGCCCUGCAACCGACUCCAGCCAUAUCACAGGGCCCCUGCCGCCCUACCCUGCCCCCUGUGCCCGGCAGGGAAAGGGAGCCUGGUCUGAGGGGGCACCAUCAUCUUCUCCCUCAGUAGGGGAGCCGCUCAGCCGUCCCCCCGCCGUGUAAAUAACACACCCACAAAACCUGCCCGGCAGAGAAAAACCCAGUACCAGAAACAUCCAGUACCAAUGCGUCUGUCCUGUGGCCAGAAAGAAAACGCCUUCCAUGGGGCCCAUCUUAAAAGAGGGAGCUGUGUCUCCCGGCAAAGCCGCCCAGGGAGGCAGCGGAAAGAAAGGACCCGUUUUCUGGGGUGCGUCAGCUGCCGGGGGCCUCGCCUGCCCCAGAGUUGGGGAGAUACCCCGCCAUGCCACCUUCCCUCCCUUGCUCCUCAAAGCCUGGCCAUCUUCAUCCUUUCCCCUCUUACCCAUCCGCUGUCCCCCAUCUUAUCCCUGGUUCCCCAACUUCCCAACAAGGCAUUUCUCAGUGCAAGGGUGGCCAGGACGUAGAAGCCAGUCUGUUUGGCUGGCUCCAACCGAAAUUGCUUAUCUUAAAAAAUAAAAUGAAAUAAAUAGGUGA
Messenger RNA from Dipodomys spectabilis (banner-tailed kangaroo rat), 2421 nucleotides. It is a transcript of the gene Kcng1, whose product is annotated as potassium voltage-gated channel modifier subfamily G member 1. Gene Ontology annotation, biological process: regulation of delayed rectifier potassium channel activity; protein homooligomerization; potassium ion transmembrane transport. NCBI's taxonomy places the organism in Eukaryota, Metazoa, Chordata, Mammalia, Rodentia, Heteromyidae. The record is from RefSeq and is a predicted model, not a curated record. Gene Ontology annotation, cellular component: membrane; voltage-gated potassium channel complex. Bases 195 to 1739 code for a protein of 514 amino acids. The transcript is spliced from 3 exons. Gene Ontology annotation, molecular function: protein binding; delayed rectifier potassium channel activity.